AUGAAAAUUUCACGUCUCGAACUUCUUUUGGCGACAAUAUUUCAUAAUUUAAAUAAGCGAUUACCUACUGCUCAACACAUCAAUACUGACAAAUCGAUUUCACUUCUUCUUAGCUUCCUUAUUGGUGCUUAUGACAAACAACAUACGGGUCGUUUAACGGUUUUUUCGAUCAAAAUCGCUCUUGCAACGAUCUGUGCUGGAAAAUUGGUUGAUAAAUUGCGUUAUGCAUUUUCGCAAAUCUCAGAUCCAAAUGGUGUUAUGGAUAUUGAUAAGUUUAAUGAUUAUCUUCAGCAAGUAUUGGCAUUAGCCACGGCAGUUUUUGAAGGCCCAACAUUUGGUUUUUCUGAAGCUGCUGUUGAACAAUGUUUUUCAAAAGAUCAGAAAGUCACUUUAAAUAUAUUUCUCGACACAUUUAUGUCAGAUCCUUGUCCAUCAUGCCUCAUGUGGUUACCAUUGUUGCAUCGAAUGGCUAGUGUUGAACACGUUUAUCAUCCUGUUGUUUGUGAUGCCUGCCAAGUUCGAUCAUUUACCGGCUUUCGCUAUAAAUGUCAACGUUGUACGAAUUAUCAACUAUGUCAACAAUGUUUUUGGCGUGGUCGGACCAGCUCAACACAUUCCAAUGAACAUGAAAUGAAAGAAUAUUCUACCUAUAAAUCUCCUACGAAACAAUUGGCACAUUCAAUUCAUAAGUCUUUACGGUGUAUGCCUGUGGUUAACAGACCGCUACAUCCUGUUUUUCCUGACCAUCCACAACGACCACUUGAUUUAACAAAUGUUGUCCCAGUGACACCAACAUCAUCGCGGCAUUGUCUUUCCGACCAUCAAAUUAGCGAAUGGUCAUGUUAUAUGUUGCCUGGUCAAUUCCCUACAAAUGGUUUAGCAAUGGACGAUGAGCACAAAUUGAUUGCACGGUAUUCCGCUAAAUUAUCAGGAAGAACGCAGUAUCCAUCGAAUACAGCAAAGGAACGGUCAAUUGCCAUAGAAGAAGGAAAUUUCUCAGAACGAGCCAUGAUUGCCAAAUUAGAAGAAGAAAACGGUGAAAUGUUAAGAGAGAUGGAACUUAUCAAACAACAGCAGGUUCUUUUUGUGUUUUUAUUAAUUAAGCAUUUUAUAAUUACGCAUUAA
Dracunculus medinensis (Guinea worm) is the source of this 1125-nucleotide messenger RNA. The record is from the annotation of a GenBank genome assembly. Lineage: Eukaryota; Metazoa; Nematoda; Chromadorea; Rhabditida; Dracunculidae.